AUGGCAGCUCAAGCUCAUCCAGAGGCCAGCAAGCCAAAGACAGAAGUCCAACCAUGCCGGUAUAAAACAGGGAAGACGCUGGGAGCUGGGUCUUACUCUGUCGUGAAGGAGUGUGUGCACAUCGAUACGGGCCGGUAUUAUGCUGCGAAAGUUAUCAACAAGCGGUUGAUGACCGGGCGGGAGCAUAUGGUUCGAAAUGAGAUUGCCGUACUUAAGAGGGUGUCCAUGGGUCACCAGAAUAUCCUUACCCUGGUGGACUAUUUUGAGACCAUGAACAACUUGUACCUUGUCACCGAUCUUGCCUUGGGCGGUGAAUUGUUCGAUCGAAUUUGCCGCAAAGGAAGCUACUACGAGUCUGAUGCCGCUGACCUUAUUCGAGCUACAUUGUCUGCUGUUGCAUACCUCCACGAUCAUGGAAUCGUCCAUCGGGACUUGAAGCCAGAGAAUCUCCUGUUUCGCACUCCAGAAGAUAAUGCUGAUCUUCUGAUUGCCGAUUUUGGGCUCUCUAGGAUAAUGGACGAGGAGCAGUUCCACGUCUUGACAACCACAUGUGGCACCCCAGGUUAUAUGGCACCGGAGAUUUUUAAGAAGAGUGGACAUGGAAAGCCUGUUGAUAUCUGGGCUAUCGGCGUGAUCACUUACUUCCUUCUCUGUGGUUAUAUGCCAUUUGAUCGCGACUCCAACCUCGAAGAGAUGCAGGCCAUCCUCGUAGCAGAUUACUCCUUCACCCCCGAGGACUACUGGCGCAAUGUAUCCCCCAUCGCCUGCGAGUUCAUUAAACGAUGUCUUACCACUGACCCUCUUACCCGUAUAACCUCCCAUGAGGCCCUACAGCACCCCUGGAUUAACCCUCCAGCAGACCCAAUGAACCCAGAAUCCACCGCAAAAUCUGGUACAGGUGAAGAUCUCCUGCCUGUUGUCAAGAAGAACUUCAACGCUCGCCGAACACUGCACAAAGCCAUUGAUACUGUGCGUGCUAUCAACAAGCUGAGAGAAGGAGGUGGGUUAAUGAUGGACGGUGCUAUGAGCAUCGACCCCAGGCCAGAAAGGGUCAAUGGAGAUCAAGUUAUUUCAGAAGGUGUAGAUCACGAUGGCCACAUGGAAAUUGAUAGCCGGGGAAAUGCUAGGGGCCAGACCGAAGAGCAAAUCAAGGAACAGGAGAAGAGGGUUAAAAACCUGGUUACAGGGCUGUGGAACCAGUCUGCCGCUGGACGGCGGUGA
Messenger RNA from Arthroderma uncinatum, 1221 nucleotides. RefSeq lists its product as uncharacterized. NCBI's taxonomy places the organism in Eukaryota, Fungi, Ascomycota, Eurotiomycetes, Onygenales, Arthrodermataceae. The coding region runs from base 1 to 1221 and encodes 406 amino acids. Gene Ontology annotation, biological process: protein phosphorylation; cellular response to oxidative stress. The record is from RefSeq and is a predicted model, not a curated record. Gene Ontology annotation, molecular function: ATP binding; calmodulin binding; calcium/calmodulin-dependent protein kinase activity. The transcript is spliced from 4 exons.